AUGAACCAAGAAGAUUUAAUUCAAAAAUGUCUUAAUGAAGAACAUGUUAAAUUUUACGAAUAUUACCGCUUCGGGGAUUUUAAGUUGAUCGGAGAAGGAGGAUUUGGAAAAGUACACCGUGCCACUUUUAAGAGCAAUGAAAUUUCUGUUGCAAUAAAGUCAUUUAAAAGUAAUGCAUCUAUUAAAGAGAUUGUUAAAGAG
Dentiscutata erythropus is the source of this 201-nucleotide messenger RNA. The record is from the annotation of a GenBank genome assembly. NCBI's taxonomy places the organism in Eukaryota, Fungi, Glomeromycota, Glomeromycetes, Diversisporales, Gigasporaceae.